This is a messenger RNA of Mucor mucedo, 1519 nucleotides long. RefSeq lists its product as uncharacterized. The coding region runs from base 23 to 1504 and encodes 493 amino acids. The transcript is spliced from 5 exons. The record is from RefSeq and is a predicted model, not a curated record. NCBI's taxonomy places the organism in Eukaryota, Fungi, Mucoromycota, Mucoromycetes, Mucorales, Mucoraceae.
UUUUUCUUUUCUUUUUUUAAUCAUGCCAACUACGAGGUUAACAGCAGGAAAAUCGCCAAUGGAAAGCAGCACCGUCAUGAAAGAAUCUUCCCUUGAGUCACGUAAAUUUUUUUUGGAAGCCAAAAAGAAACGAGAGGCACUGUUAGAUCCUACACCCAAACAACGCAUCAUGGUUCAGUUUCUUGAGGCGAUUUUAAAUGUGGAUAAACGAUAUCUGUUAUGGACACCAAGACAUGAAAACGCCAUCACAUUCGACAUUAUUGAAGAUCGUGUCUACAAGGGAAAAUACAAGGACCUAAAUGCCUUAAAGUCUGAUUUUGAUGAGUUGUUGUUGACUAUUUUACCCUUCACUCGUUCCUCCCAUACAGACAUGGACGCGUUUAAAGAACUCUACGCAUUUGCCGAAAACAGCCUACGAUUCGAAUCGAAACGAUUAAAUCAACCCAUUACAGAAUCAGAAACCCUAUAUCAGCUCUCCGCCUUAUUUCGACCUACACCUGAUGGUUAUGCUUUUACUGACAUGACCUUAAAGAAUUCUUCUGCUGGCCCUUUGACUAAUUUACCAUCCAAUGUACAAGAGAUUAUAAUUCAUCCGGCACCACCUGCGAGGGAAGAAGAAGUGCCUUCACUCAAGCAAGUGGUUGCACCACCACCGAAAUAUUUCGCCAAAACGUUGAAACAUGAAGAUAAACCCAUAUUACCCAUCCAAUGGUUAGAUUUUGGUGCGUUCUCGAGUUUCGCACCCGCUUCUGAUUCCAACAAUGCCAACGCAACGUAUGAACACACCUAUAUGGGACGAUCCGCAAAAAGACACAAAAGACAGGAAAAUCAACCCAAAUCUAUCGCCAGUUUGGAAAAGGAGUCAGAUACAGAGAUUAAUGCAUCUUGGUUAGCACAACAAGGUCUUGAUAUCAACGUGAUUGAAGCAGCCAUGGAUAAAGCACCCGAAAAUGUGAAUGAAGAAUUAGAGCGAAAUAGUGAAUUAUUAGAGGAACUUGUCAACUAUCAAAAAACUAGAUUUACGGAUGGAAAGGAGUCAGACUGGAAAGCUGUUGAUGAAAAGGAAAUUGAGAUUGCCAAAAUAUUAGAAAGCAAUAUGACGAAUAUGUUGGCGAGAUUACCACCCAAUGCGACAACGAAUAAUGUGGUUAUAGAAGAGACGAUGGAACGUUUGCCUAUGUUUGAGUCGGCCUACAGAGGCACAUUACCACCUCACAAAAUAUUUUCUUUCCCUACAACCGAGAAAGCCGAGAAUUUACCACCUUAUGCAAAUAUCACACCUACCUAUUCCAAAGAUAAUUGGCGUCUAGUGAAGGUAUCUCCUUUACCUCCUAAAGACUUAAAAGAUACGCAUGGGCCUCCUCUUGUGAGUAUGUUGGAACAACAACAAUUAAAUUUCUUUUCGAAGCCACCUUUUCCUCCUCCUCUUCUUCCACAACAACAACAACAACAACAGCGUGUGCCUACACCUGGACAACCUUUUGCGUUUCAACAAAGAAGAUAAUAAUAAUAAAAUAAU